AUGCAAAAUCGGUUAAGAAUCAACUUAAAACUAAAAUUAUAUCAGUUCAUACUGAUAUUUAUUGUUGCAAUUAUUUUUCAAAAUCAUUCAACAAAUUCAACUAUCAUUAAAUUUACAAACUCUUCGCAAAAUCCUUUUGCAAUAAAAAACAUUAAUAAUAAUUUUAUUUUGAAAAAUUAUGAUCGUACUUCAACAUUUUCAGGAAAGUUAAAAGAGAUUGAAAAUAAUUUAAUACAUAGUAAUAGACGACAGCGUUUUAAUCGCGACACAUAUAAUCAUCAGACAUUAGCAACGACAACAACAAAAGGAAAGAAAAAUGUCAAGUUGAUUCAAUUAAAUGAAAUAAUAAAAAAUGCAAUUAAUUUUAAUGCCAAUCCUUGUGAUAAUUUCUAUGAGUAUGCUUGUGGAAAUACCAUAAAUUCGAUUAUGGUUCGUGAUAUUACAACAUCAACAACAACAGGCACUAUUUUUAAUAGAGCUGAUAUAAAAAGAACUAUUGAAAAUUAUUUAUAUGUUGACGAUGAAAAUAAUUUAUCAGAUGUUGAAAUAAAAGCAAAAGAAUUUUACAAAUCAUGCAAAGAAUCACGAAAUGUUGGUCUUUUAAAAAAUACAGAAUUGUAUAGAAAUACUGGGGGUUGGCCUAUUUUAGAAAACAAUUGGAAUGAAACAUCAAUAUUUAAUACAUUAUUAGAAUUUAGUAAAAUUGGACAAAAUCAUUUUUUUCAACAUAAAAUUUCAUUACAAAAUAAUAAAAGGGUUAUUGAAAUUUUUACAACAUUAUCUGGACGGUUGGACCCAAAUGAAUUCAAUCGAACUACAUAUGAAUUAUUACAGGAUAUUGGAAUAAAUAAACGUAUGAAAGAAAUAUUAAUAGAAGAACUUUUAGAAUUUGAGCAGGAACGUGAUAAUAUUGCUGAAUAUAAGAGAAGACGGAGUAAUAUUCGUUUAAAUAUAAUCGAAUAUUCAAUUGAUGAUUUUCAAGUAAAAUUUCCACAAUUUAAUUGGAGUGAAUUUUUUAAAAAUAUUAUCGGAAAAUCAAUACGUUCUAACGAUAUUUUAAUAGUGUAUGAUGAAAUCGUAUUCAUGAAAAUUUUAGAUUUUAUUAAAAAUUCUAAUCCAGUUAAGGUGUCAAAUUAUUUUUGGUCAAAUUAUUUAAAAAGUACAACAACUCGCGAUUGUGUUGAUUUACUUAAGAAAUAUUUUAAUCCCGUUUAUAUGACAAUAUUAGAACGUCCUUCAUACAAUAAAUUUGACAUCAUACAAUUAUUUAGUGAAAUUCGUAAAUCAUUUGAUUCAAUUAGACAUGAGUUUCCACAAAAAUGUCAUAUUGAGUCGGCUGCUGAUUCACAAAAUUCAAAUGUUUAUUUAAAUCGUCAAUUGAAUUUCUUAUUACAUGGUGACGUCAAGUUAAAUACACAAUAUGAGUCAUUACAAGUAAACCAAAAAAAUUUUUAUGAAAAUUUAGAAAGAUGCAAUACCUUUCUAACAACAACACAGAGUCGUUACAAAAGUAAAAUUAUUGAUUUUUAUAAUUUAUUUAAAAAUAAUUUAAAUUUAGUUAUACGUAAUCGUGAUGCAAUAAUGUCAACGAAUUUUGGUAGUAUUGGCAUAAAUUUAGCAUCCGAAAUGAUUAAAGGUGAAAACAAAACAUUAUCAGCAUUAUUAUCCUGCUAUAAUCCGAAUGCAUUUAGUAUAACACCUACAGAUACACAAGAUGAUAAUGUUGCUAAUAGGAAAAAUAAUAAGAAAUCAAUGCUAUAUCGUAAUUUCUAUACUAAUUUUCCAACAUGCUCUGAUUUAGAUAAUUUAUUAAAAGGAGAAAUCCGAGGUGAAGGUUUGAGUGAGUCAAAACCAAUAUCUGAAUCAGAUGAAAAUAUUAUAAAACAAGAUUUUCUAAUUAAUUAUUUUGCUGAGAAGCAAUCAUUUUUAGGAUUAAAAUCGUGGAUUCAAUUUGUAAAUAAAAAUAAUGGACAAGAUAGUAUUAGAAAAUUAGAAUAUGAAGUCUUGGAUGAAUUUAAAAAUUUAACAAACGAAAAAUUAUUUUUUAUCAAUGCCGCUAAACGUAAAUGUAAUCAAGUAUAUGAGAAUACUGGUUUAUACAGGAUGAUUACAGGAUCAAAUGAUAGAACGCAAACUGGAGAUAGGCGACAAAGGCAACAAAUGGAAAUUGAAAAUAUUACAAAAAAUUUCAUAAAUAAAUAUUUUCGUAGAUUUUUCAAAGAAUUUGAUGUAAUAUUUCAAUGUCCUUCACGAGAUACAUUAUCUUGUUAGAUAUUAUUAUAAUAUGUAAACAUAAGUAUAAGAUUUUCUUGUUAUAAAUGUAACAAUUUAUAACUACAUAUCAGUGGAUAAUUAUGUAAAUUAAUUUCGAGAGUUUUUCAUUUUAUCGAACCAGACAUUUCUUAUUUGAUUAUUAUUUACAAUAUGUUAAAGAGCUAAGAUUUUUUGUUGUAAUGUAAAAUAAAUAUAAUUUAAGCGAUCUUUGAAUAAUUUCCAAUAAUUAUUAUUGAU
Messenger RNA from Condylostylus longicornis, 2511 nucleotides. It is a transcript of the gene Nepl11, whose product is annotated as neprilysin-1. The coding region runs from base 1 to 2271 and encodes 756 amino acids. Lineage: Eukaryota; Metazoa; Arthropoda; Insecta; Diptera; Dolichopodidae. Gene Ontology annotation, biological process: protein processing. The transcript has a single exon. Gene Ontology annotation, cellular component: plasma membrane. Gene Ontology annotation, molecular function: metalloendopeptidase activity. The record is from RefSeq and is a predicted model, not a curated record.